AUGCCUACUCACUCCCACGACGAUGUGUCCCGCGUCAUGCACCAAUGUGUCAACGACGAGAUCGAUCCCAUCGCCGCGGCCAACAAGAUCAAGGGCUUCGUCGUGCGAAGUCCCUCAGAGUAUGAGUUUUCCGCCUUUGACAAAAUAUGGUCCGAGGCCAUCGCCAUGGCCAAAUCGUGGGAGAUAAUGGACGAGCGCCACGGACGGCUCGCCAACCUCUUCGCCGAGCUCAACAGGCUUCGUGACUCUAUGAGCGCCCUCGUCAGCCCGGAGCGGUUCCAGGUCGCCGACUUCUGGCUGCACGCGUGCGGGAAGCAGAUCUACGCCUCGGGGCAGGCCGUGCUCGACAACGAGUCGGGCAAGGACGUCUGCGAGGCGUUCCAGUUCCCGCAGGCGCCGACGGGGAGCACGCUGCCGAUGCCGCUGCGGUGCCAGUUCCGGCACACCAAGGCGCAGCUGACCCGGUCGUGGAGGGCGUGGGAGUUUUUGUUCAGGUCGUAUGCGGGGCGGGCGCGGGCGGCGGCGGGCGAGGCGGAGGAGAGGAUGCUGGGGCUGGCGAGGGGGAUGCUGGAGUACAUGGAGAUGGUCGAGUCGGAGUAUGAGAGGGCGGUGCAUGGGGAUCUGGCGGCCAUGGAGGCGAUGAGCUCCUUUGCGGGGGUUUGA
Molecule: messenger RNA, 663 nt
Organism: Clonostachys solani
Lineage: Eukaryota; Fungi; Ascomycota; Sordariomycetes; Hypocreales; Bionectriaceae
Source: the annotation of a GenBank genome assembly